AAUAUUUGACAAGUACCUUUUCUCAUUUAAGCUCUUUCCCGCGGACACAACCGGAAAUACCUCAGGUUCUAGACUUAUCCGCUGAAGAACACACCAAAGGCAAAAAAGCAAUGUUCCGGCAUUUCCGACAGUACUUAAUCCAUCACACGAGAGGGCAUUCGCGCAAGAUACAUUCCAGUUCAGUCACAAUACAUAUUCCAGAAGGUAAACAACGUAAUAAGGUUAACAGAAUUGGCCUUCUCUAUUUACAGCAGCAGUAUGGUAAUAUCUAUGAUAUACACCCAAGUAUGACAUUUUCAAUUACCAAAGAGACUUGCGGGAAUUGCCAAUAGUAACAGCAUAUAGUUAAGAUUUAACAUAGUACAAGAUAGCAAUGUUUUUAACCCGAGUGAAUAAACAGUUAUUGUGAACUUAGUGCCGCCAUCUCGAAAGAAUUAUAUAAUUUAGUUUGCCCAAAGCAUUGAUGAUAAAAGUGUUCUUGGGUGAAGUUUUGUAAGAAUAAUAGCUUACCAGUUGCUAGUACGACAGUACAUAAGCACGCGUUUUGGUAUAACACAAUGCGUAAUACAGCUGUAUGUUUAUUAAACGGGUGAUCUCUUCACGGGCAAGUAAUACAUUGUUUUUAAUGAAACAAUAUGUAUAUUUAGGUACAUGUACAGUAAACCGUGUACAUUUUAAAAUAUUCGUUUUCCGAUAUAAAAGGCGGGUGUGUAUUGUGAGGUUCGGACUAAGAAAAAUAUAAAUUCAGUGAGAAUAUGAAGUAUUUCUUUAAAAAAAAUAUAUGGCGCCGUUUGGGUUUUUUAAAUAUAGGAGACUUUUGUUGCAGUUGCGUUUCCUGAUGGUGACUUUAACGUCAUCGCAUUUACAUGUUGUUGUUGGGUUUUUUGUUGGCUAAAACUGGAACGGUACUGUUUACGGUUUGACAGAAUUUCAACGCAUUUGCCGUAGAUUUUGUUUGUUUGAAAAUGCAGAUUACAAUUCCAAGAAAGGAGCAUACUACCUCUGAAUUAUUAUGUGAUUUGUUUGUUUGUUGCUUACAUAUUGUAAGCACAGAUCCUCAUCAGAUGGCUCCUGCAAACUAAGGAUCUAUUCUGUCCCCAAACAAUGGAAGGUUGUCUGGAAGAUCAACGUCUGUCACCCUUCAAAUUCUAUGAGGAGAUUAACCAUAUUGCCCUUAGUUUUCACCUGCUGCCGUACGACUUCCAAGUGAGGGCCGGGGGCCUGUACAUUCUGUAUGGCCUCUACUUCACGCAGCCCUGUGUUCCCAAAAUACCGAUACGAGUGACCCACAAAGCAUGGAAACAGAUUAUGGACUUCCAGCAGAGUGUGCACUCCCAGAAGCAUUACGAUGUGGAAUACGUGUUUCAGAAGCUGUUUAUGCAGCAUGCCUUUCUAUUUGUGGCUACACCAAGAGAGGUGUACAUCAAGUCGAAAGACAAAACCCAGACGGACAAGGUUGUCGACUCUGACAGUCUGACGAAAGACAGCCUGAACAUGGAGGACUCCGUGUCGACUGUGUUUACUCCUGAUAUUCUACAGCAACUACGAGCCAUCCAUAUGCAGUACCAGCAGAUCAAGUUGGGGAUCGCGGGGCCAAACGCCCUCCGCCCAGACCGAUCCCUUGACGUUGUCGAAGAUGAAAUCAUGCACAGUAUUGAUAACCGUUUGGUGCAACACAAGCAGAGACUUGAGAAGAUCCGAAGUUCACAGCGAGGACGACAGUGGAAAGCAAAACGAGAGGAACACAAUUCUGAUGAUGGCGAGUCCUCGGACACUGAGGAUCCAGAUUACACACCGGUCCCCAAGUCCGGCCAAGCGAGGGUCAAGGCCCAGGCAUACGCCCAGCAGGCACGGCAGUCCAAAGCUCGGCGCCACAGAAACGUCAUCACGCUGGAUGCAUGUGCCGCCACCCCUGACAAGUCGCUCAGGAAGACGAAAUACAAGAGCAAAAAAGUUGAUGAGGAGAAGGAGGAGGAGUCACAACUGACCUCUCCCACCGAGGAGUCCAGUGAGCCCCUACCAUCACCCGUUGAGUAUCUCAGUAUGCCCACCAUAGACAUGGAGGUCACACACACGUCAGGUACUAGGAGUGACCUUCAAGGGCCAACAACAGAGAGCGAUCACUCCACAAGCAAAGAUGGACAGUCAAAAUCUGGUCCACCAACAUUUGAAAAUGGUCCAUCAACAUCCAAAACUAGUCCAUCAAAGUCAAGCACUAGUUUUUUGGAUGCAGAAACAGAUUCCUCGAAAGCAGGAACCACCUCUUCUAAGGUUUCCAAGUCGUCCAAGAAGGCAAAGACAUCCCGAACAAAAAGUGUCCUUUCAGAAUCACCUGAUGCCAAAUCUCCAGGAAAGGCCAAGGCAACUCCUAAGGCUAAAUCAGGUAGGCUGAAGGGUAAGGGUGCACAGCAGAAGGAACAGGAGAAGAAGAAGAGGAGGCGUCAGUCCGGGGCAGAAGCAGGAGCUGAUGGAGCACCUGCUCUGAAAGUUGAGAAGUCUUCUCCCUCAAAGACAACACCCUCAAAGACAACUACUUGUCCUAAGAAAAAUUCUGUUCCACCGAAAUUAGUUUAUAAACCUGUGUAAUGUUAAAGAUUUGGAAAUAAACUUCUUGAAAUUUC
Molecule: messenger RNA, 2621 nt
Organism: Haliotis rufescens (red abalone)
Lineage: Eukaryota; Metazoa; Mollusca; Gastropoda; Lepetellida; Haliotidae
Product: snRNA-activating protein complex subunit 1-like
Exons: 11
Coding region: 1105-2586 (493 amino acids)
Biological process (GO): snRNA transcription by RNA polymerase III; snRNA transcription by RNA polymerase II
Cellular component (GO): snRNA-activating protein complex
Molecular function (GO): sequence-specific DNA binding
Source: RefSeq, a predicted model, not a curated record